AUGGCGCGGCUCGUUCUCCUCCAUGUGACGCUCGUUUACGUUCUCUCUCUCCUCUCUUAUGGCGCGGUUCUGGCUCAAACACCCACAGAGCCGUCUAACACCAGCUCACAGACCACUCCCGACGUUAAUGCCACGGAAGAGUUCACCUCCAGUCCCACUGACGGCUCCACUGUGGACACCCCGGGGACCACCCCACCGUCCGCGGUUACUGACGCCCCCGCGGUCCUGCCUCUGGACGAACAUGGAUGUCUGUGCGACCUGACCUCUGGGUUCUGUGACAUCGGCUGCUGCUGCGACACUGAAGAUUGUGGUGUUGCCAACUUGAGCACCGUCUUUACUGGAUGUCCACAGAAAGCAAAAUCUGGAGUCUGUGUCGAGAAAUGGUUGAUGUUUCGGGCAAACGUGGAUUCCUCUCAUGUCUCCGUCACCGACUCUCUGUUCUGUGUCCAGCCUGCAGUUAAAUCUGUUUCCAUUAGAGAGGCCUCACCUACAAACCCUGCCUUGGGACUGUCUUACCACUUCGAUCCCCCAGAACAAAUGGCAAACACUUUCACCAGAGACUUUUACCGGGUCGAUGAUGUCAUACUCGCAUACUAUCCCCUGACAUCAUCUCGGGGUCUCCUUCGUCAGCCGUCCCCCGGUGCUGCGUCUGCUUUAUGCAACAAUCGCAAUCCUGCAAAGUUCUUGAGGUCUUCCACUUUCUCCUGUUCUCGUGUGAUAUCUGCUCAGUCCUGCAUCACGGACCCCGCCCUCAACGCCCGGUCGUACAUCCACGAUCUGAACUUGAUCAAGCAUCCCAUUCUCCCUACAGAUCCAGUGACUGACCUUCUCAUCCCGGUCAUGCCAUCGUCAAACUGGACUGCACCGAGCGAACGAAACAACUCCUGUCUCAAUGUGGUGAAAAGGGUAAACGUUGUCAUUGGUUACACCGAGCGAGGAGAGAUAUCGUCCGCAAACGUCGAUAUUGUUGUUGUUAACGUGGAUCUGGAACAGUUGCUGCUGCAGACACACGCCGUGCAAUUUCAGCUCAUCACACAAACACCUCCAGCACCAAGAGCCCUAACAGCUGCCGUGGGACUCAAACCGGGAUCUCUGGUCUUUGGACGCCAUUUUGAGGAUGUGAAACCUCUUACUGUUGUUGGCGUGUCCCACACUGGAGAAUGCUCUGACACACACGCGAGAAAAUCCAUUCUCUUUGGACACAACUCAAUAAGUGGUUGCUCGUUUACCUCCACUGCUCAAAACUGUUCAGAUUUGCGCACUGAGAUGUACAACAUUCAUCGUGGUGCUGCUAUCCCGGACUCCGUGGCCAUGAACUCUGGGGCAGAACCGGACUGGACGAGGGUCAUCGCUGAAGAAUGCCUCGUUAGUCCCCAGGAGUCUUGUGACACCGGCUGCACGCUUCCACACUCCCUCUCCGUCCGAGUGCUUUGGGCUCGACAAGGACUUCUGGAACUUCCCCACGCCUACAUCCUGGGCGUCAAAUAUGUGUUCCACUGCGGCGUCUUCAAGUGUCCUCUCACAGAAGCUCUGGCUCUGUCCAAUCAAGUGACGUUUGUCGACACGACUCUUCACCCGGACCUCCCACGAGGAGAACCUCAGCUGCACUGGAGAUUUCCAUUUGGUUUUUUCACCAGAGGCAUCGCUGAGGUCGAUGGACACGGUUCUUUCAGUUGA
Molecule: messenger RNA, 1677 nt
Organism: Knipowitschia caucasica
Lineage: Eukaryota; Metazoa; Chordata; Actinopteri; Gobiiformes; Gobiidae
Source: the annotation of a GenBank genome assembly